AUGACCUCGAACACUAUCACGGACAUUGAGGCAAGCCCUUGUCCAAAGGCUAUCACCUUCCGCGUUCCCCCACGUUGGGUUUUCGUCAAAGUCAAAACAUCUGAUAACAUCGUUGGCUGGGGCGAAAGUACAUUGGAAGGCCACACUGAGGCUAUUGAAGGCGCUUUCGACGAUCUCCGCGAACGUUUCAUCGGUGCUGUAGCCGAUAACAUCCAGGAUAUAUGGCAAACCGCUUAUAUGGGGAGGUUUUAUCGCGGAGGCCCGGUUCUCAUGAGUGCUCUUUCCGGUCUCGAUAUUGCACUCUGGGACAUUAAGGGUAAGAGGUUGGGAGUUCCGGUAUGGCAGUUACUGGGAGGCAAGGUUCGGGAUCGAAUCAAAGUAUAUGGCUGGAUCGGAGGAGAUCACCCUAGUGCAGUGGUGAGCGCCGCAGUAGAGCGCAAGGCCCAAGGGUUCACUGCGGUGAAGAUGAACGGAACUGACGCUAUAUCUUGGAUUGAUUCCCCCGAAUUACUUGAAGCUACUGUCGAGCGUGUCAAACAAGUUAGAUCCACCGGACUCGACGUUGGAGUUGACUUCCACGGUAGAUUACACAAGGGCAUGGCCAAACAGCUUGCUAAGCUUCUGGAGCCUUUGCAUCCAAUGUUCAUUGAAGAGCCCCUUCUUCCAACUCAGCCGGAAGAAAUCGCCGACCUAUCCAACGUGAUCUCGACUCCUAUCGCCCUUGGUGAACGACUUUUCACACGUUGGGAUUUUAGGCCCUACCUGGAACGACGAGCGAUUGACAUUGCACAACCUGACGUAUCACACUGCGGCGGGAUCAGCGAACUGCAUCGAAUCGCCAGCUACACAGAGACCUACGAUGUCGCUCUUGCGCCACAUUGUCCAUUAGGCCCUAUUGCACUUGCUGCGUGUAUGCAAGUGGCAAUCUCAGCUCCAAACUUUGUAAUCCAAGAAAUGAGCUGGAAGAUGCAUUACAACAUUGCCGCGGGUGAGGCACUAGGAAUUGAAGCGGACCUUCACACCUACAUGGUCAAUCCGGAAGUGUUUGCCGUCAAGGACGGAUACAUCGCUGCUUUGCAAGGAACCGGAAUCGGAGUUGAGAUAGACGAAGACCAUGUGCGGAAGGCGAGUGAGAUUUAUGUGAAGCAUGCGCCCUGGAGGAACCCGCUUUGGCGUGGGGAGGAUGGAAGUUUGCAGGAGUGGUGA
This is a messenger RNA of Lentinula edodes (shiitake mushroom), 1206 nucleotides long. Its product is annotated as enolase C-terminal domain-like protein. The record is from RefSeq and is a predicted model, not a curated record. The coding region runs from base 1 to 1206 and encodes 401 amino acids. The transcript has 10 exons. Gene Ontology annotation, biological process: D-galactonate catabolic process; amino acid catabolic process. Gene Ontology annotation, molecular function: galactonate dehydratase activity. Lineage: Eukaryota; Fungi; Basidiomycota; Agaricomycetes; Agaricales; Omphalotaceae.